CUCUUCUUAUUCCCAUGUUCUCUCCUCUCUCCAAUUUUUUCUUUUUUUACUCCUUCCAAAAUCCCUAAUAAAUCCAGGAAUCUGAUUCAUUCGUUUUUCUCUCAGAUCUCGGAUCUGAGUUCCAGGAUUCAGAGGAACAGGUGGAGUGUUAAUUAGUAGUACCUGAUUUAGAUUCAGAUCGAUCUACGAAUUAAUGGCGACUCUCCAGAAAUUCAAGCUACUAGCCACGCAGUGCACGAUAGCAGGAAGUCCGGGGAGAAGCCCGAGCGCAAGUCCUGUCAUCCACAUCCGCCGACGCAAAACUCUCCGUAUGCUUCUCAAUCGUUCGUCUGCUUCAGAGCGCCGCCGAUUCGGCCGUUGCGAUGUCCAGGAGAAGGUUGUGGAUCGGUCUCCGGAAAAAAUCGCUGCUACUGAAACCAGUAACAAGAAGAGCGGCAGUAAGAGAGAAGGGAAGGGGAGAAGGAAAUUAAAGGAGCUUUUUGUGUCUUCGCCGCCGUUUGAACAGAGGGAGAGUAAGAGUGGAGUGGGUGAUAGUGAAGGAUUGUUACCGGCUCCAAGGAGUGUAAGUGAAGGCCCGGCGGCGCGGCACGGCGGCUCUCUGAGGCAGAUAACAGGGGCCUUUCGGUAUAGAUUACUGAGGAGAGCUUGGCGACCUGUGCUCGUCACAAUCCCUGAGUAAAUUAAUUAAAAAUAAUAACAAUAAUCUGUGAAAAAUUGUAGGUUUGAUUCUAAUUUUUGAAGCUCAUUUGUGUAAUUUUCAAUUUUGGUUUUUAUUCAACCUUCUUUAUAGCUUUUCUUUUAAUUUAUGUAGUAUUUCUGAAUAUGAUCUUCGAAAAUAAAUCAGAAUUUCCAUA
Messenger RNA from Rubroshorea leprosula, 854 nucleotides. The record is from the annotation of a GenBank genome assembly. NCBI's taxonomy places the organism in Eukaryota, Viridiplantae, Streptophyta, Magnoliopsida, Malvales, Dipterocarpaceae.